GACAUUGCUCACCAUGAUGUCAGCGCUCGCAUUUUCAAAACACAUUCGUGAGGAGUUUGAGCUGCCGGGGGAACAGGCUAGUGGUGUUUUUGCUUUCGGCUCAUCCACAGCAGAAGGACUCAACAUAGGCCACAUUGAAAAAUAAAAUGAAGAUCAGGAUGGUUGCUGCAUCUUCGUCACCCUCAGUGAGUGGUGCGCAAUGGAGUAUUUCUGAUCUCCGAUAUUGGGGAUACUUUUUCUUCUUUUUCAUCACAUGAUUGUCGAUAUUAAGUAAGUGAAAAGGAUGACUAAUCGUCGUUAACACUUCAUCUCAAUGCUGAAUGAAAUGUGGAUCUCCUGUAUUCUUACUGUAACCAUAAAUGUUCAACGUGCCUGUUAUAGCCCACGGAUCAGCGUGGUUUUUUGAACAAAAUGUCCUUCGAAAACUGAGCCAAUAACAAAGGGAAACGGCCUAAUCUUUAGUCAGUCGUUAGUUUCGGUUAAAUCAAAUGUCCUCUGAAAAGCAUUGUUCAUGUCUACAUAGGCUACAGUCGUAAUGGGAAACUGGCCGCACCCCCACCAACCUCGCUGGGAAUUAUGUUAAUUGAUUGAGACUAUGUUUAAUAUUCGGCUGUUUUACGAUUAAACUAGCCUAUAUUAUUAUGUUACAGAGUAAAUCGAAAAUGUUAAUUGUAAAAUUAUUUGUUUGAAUUUCACGACAAAUCAUGAUCUUCUAGGCCAUUUGUUUUACCCACUGCUGGGCCAAUUAAUAGGCACUAAUAGAUACAGAGGAGGUGCGGGCAGCAUGACUAACAGCAUGGGUCUGCAUGCUCGCGCCAUAUUUAAUACGGUAUUAUAAAACGAUUUACUUCCCAUUAAUGGCAACUGAUGGUGCAUCAUAUGUAUAUUGUGAGAGCUGGGCAAUACAUUUAUGGCAGCCAAGGACACCCAAUAUGUAUUAUAUCAAAGCUAUAGCAUAAUGCACUCAUAUUGAACAUGUACUGGACAAUAAUUUGGAAAUGGGUGAUAUUUAAUUUGAAAUUAAGGUAUAAAUAAUAAAUAUAAUCACAUCAUUGUAAACUCUCAACACAACCUGUUCAAAUGUUGUUGUUUUUUUGUUUGUUUUUGUUUUACAUUGCUUUACCAUGCUUCAAUAACAGCCGCAAAUGAAUUAUAUGUUUAACCCCCAAAUGGAACAUUUGGAGAUUUGCCAGCGGUGUAGUUUUUUACGUCGGUUGACAAUAUACACCUACUUAGUACAAUUAUUAUUUUGUAGGUUGAUAACGCACGUUAUAUAGGCUACUACAAGCAUUUUGUUUCUGGUCAUGAAAUGAUUUCACAUGUGGAAAAUAGAGCAAUAAAAGGCGUAUAGCCAGUGAUGGAAAAAAUACCCAAUUGUCAUACUUUAGUAAAAGUAAAUAUACCUUAAUGGAAAAUGGCUCAAGUAAAAGUGAAAGUAACCCAGGAAAAUAAUACUUGAGUUAAAGUCUAAAAGUAUUUGGUUUUAAAUAUACUUAAGUAUCAAAAGUAAAUGUAAUUACUCAAAUAUACUUAAGUAUCAAAAGUAAAAGUGAGAGUAUACAUCAUUUCGGAUUCCUUAUAGUAGGCAAACGUACGUAGUUUUUUUUUCUUCAAAUUUAGGACUAGCUAGGGGUACGCUCCAACACACAUAAUUUACAAACGAAUCAUGUGUUUAGUGAGUCCGCCAGAUCAGAGACAGUAGGGAUGACCAGGGAUGUGAAUUGGACCAUUUUCGUGUCCUGCUAAACAUUCAAAAUGUAACGAGUACUUUUGCAUGUUAGGGAAAAAUGUAUGGAGUAAAAAGUACAUUAUUUUCUUUAUGAAUACAGUGAGGUAAAAGUAAAAGUAGUCAAAAGUAUAAAUAGUAAAGUAAAGUACAGAUUCCCCUCAAAACUACUUAAGUAAUACUUUCAAGUGUUUUCUACUUAGCUGGCUAUAGCCUAUAUGGAUAAAUGUUGCAGAGAAACAGCCCAAUGGUUUUACAAAUAUCAAGGUUAAGAAAGUGUUUCUUUUCACAACAAUAUUUUAAGCAUAAAACAUAGGUUAGUCAUUGCUUGUAUUUAUCAAUUCAACCAGGACUCCGAUAUUUGAGACCAUGAGCCAUUGCGAGUGUUAAAUAUAUGUUUAAUUAUGCGUAUGAAAAUUAAACAUUAGUGUUAUGCUAAUUCAUCUUGCUUCAGCUGUGGCUCAGAGCACUUGAGACUGGCAUUUGAUCAAAUAGACCUGUAAGUAAUAUAUAUGUGCAUGUGAACACCAAAAGACUGUCAAUAAUUAGUAAAUCUAUUACAGUUUGUUUUGAGAUAUCAAAACAAUAUCUAAUGAGAAAUAAAACAUAACUUUUCUGUUAAAUAUGCCUAUAACGCCUCAAAGUUACAAUUCAAUGUAUUCAUACUGCUAUCUCUGAACAUUAUUAUGUUUUGUUGUAGUGUGAUUCAUUUGUAUGAAACAGUUCUUAAAUGAGAAUAAUAAUAAUAAUAACACAGGCUGUUUCUUAAUGUUUAAGUGAACAACAGGCCUAUCGAUACAACAGGAUCUAACCAUAGCCUACUUGUGAUUGACAAUAAAAUAGGCUAUUUCUUUAUAAGAAACAAUUGAAUUAUUAUUAUUAUUGUUAUUAUUAUAAAAUAGGCUGGAUUGAAUUGUGUGUUGUUUAUUUUAAAGCAGAUAUUUAGGAUUUCAGUGUCUAUUUUGCUAAUACCUUUCUCUGCUACCUAAGCAAUAUUUUUUUAUUGACAUCUCCGGGCUGAAUCUCAGGUUUUGUUGUUUUUCUUGAGUUUAUCAGGUCCAAAGGACCCAACCUCAGGAUCGCCAAUCGGCAUCAUUCUUGGAUAGAGUGGACCAAUCAGCGACCGUCUUUGAUGAAUAUUCAUGAUCCCUGAUUCAAACCUUUGAGCGAGUUUGUCUAGACCCAGUGCAUCAUACCUAGACUUUUCACAGAGACAAACUACAUUUUCUUAUGAAUGGAAAGAGAAAAAAUCAGUACAGCUUAAAUUGGGAUCCAUCCUUCACUGAGAUCAUAGAAGAAAACAAAAAAGGAAGAGGAGAGAUCCGCCAGAAGAGAUGACAAUGACUACAAUACCAGAAAGUCUUAAUAGCCCUGUCACAGGAAAACCCGUUUUCAUGGAAUUUGGGCCACCGAGUCAACAAAUGUCGCCUUCCUCAAUGUCUCACGGACACUAUUCCAUGCACUGUUUACAUUCUGCUGGUCAUACUCAACACGAGAGCUCGUACAGUCCAGCCUCAUCUUUUCCUAGAUCUUUAGGUUAUCCAUACGUUAACUCCGUCGGCAGCCAUUCCUCAAGUCCAUAUCUCAGUACAGUGCAAUCGUACCAAAACAGCUCAGCACUAACACAGACACAGUUAGAAGAUACAGCACCAGAGACAGAGAAGAAUACAGUUGUAGAAGGCGGAGAGGUACGGUUCAAUGGGAAAGGGAAAAAGAUUCGCAAACCAAGGACUAUCUAUUCCAGUUUGCAGCUACAGACUCUAAACAGAAGAUUUCAACAAACUCAAUAUUUGGCACUGCCAGAGAGAGCCGAGCUGGCAGCUUCAAUGGGACUCACGCAAACACAGGUAAAGAUUUGGUUUCAAAAUAAGCGAUCGAAGUUCAAGAAGCUGAUGAAGCAAGGUGGUGGAACAAUUGACAACAACACUUUAGCCCAGUUUAAUGGUCGCAUAUCUUCGACUGGCUCUCCGGUAGCACCGGUUUGGAGCUCACCGACCACGGUGAAAACAUCCGUGGGUACACCAGGGUCUUACAUUCCAAGUUACACCUCAUGGUAUCCAACUGCACACCAAGAGUCUAUGCAGCAACCGCAACUCAUGUGAACAUAACAGUGAGCUAAAAGACCUGCCCCGCCCUCUAUACUAUCAUGGCCCAUAUCAGGAGAUUUUGGGUCAACCACCCAGCGUGGACUUGCACUGUCCCGCUGCAGCCAUGCACAGAUGUAAUCCGGAGUUUGCUCCCAAAGUUGCCAGCUGACAUGUCGGCCUCCUCAUGCUGACCGACGGGACAGAGAACAAAAGCCCUGUGAGCCGAGGGACUGAAAAGGCACCGUUCGCGCCCGAGGGCAACAAGUCCUUUCAUGUCACCGACAGACACCGGAAAUUGUUAUGAAAAAUGGGUCCUCAAGCUGCUCUUAUUAUCUUUUGUGACAUUUUAAUAGGCUAUGUGUUAAAGUAAAUAUAUUGAGCUGUAACAAGUCAGUGAGAGUAGGCUAUAUUUAUGUAUCCUAUGUUUGAUUUUAAGAUUUGCUUAAUUUCUUAUCCCAAUUAUGAUUUAAAAAAAUGGCGUAUGAAGCCGCACGUUUCCAAGUAUCAGAUGUAGGUCAUGCAUCUCCAACGAAGGUCAACAUAGUGAUUUGACCAUGACCUUAAAACCUUGCUUUCAAACAGACAAAACUACCACUGGUCUACAAUGUAACUUUGACCAACGAAUGUAGGCCAAUCCAAUUAAUUGUCUUAUCAUUUUGAUGGGCAUGGAAUCGAAUAUCGAGUCCGUCCCUUAGUUCUUUCCUGCGCCAUUGCGCUAGCCACAUGUUGCUACCAUGCUGUUUUGUGUAUUAAUUUAAGUUAAAUUAUUUAGUUUUUUCAAAGUCUGUGUGUUUAUUUAAUAUGCAGGUGUGUUUGACUUAUGAAACGACAACAAAGUGUUGUAAAUGCUGCUCUAAUGCAAGCAAAACUCCUCUUCUACGACGGAGCCCCAAACAUUAUGUGAAAAAAGUUUAAAUGGCUAGUGGCUGCUUGAGAAGAGCACUAAGUUGAUCCCGAAGAUGAAAAUAUGGUUUGUCAUUGUUUGUUAUGUGUUGCGCGGGUGGAUGUACAUAAGGACAAGAUAUAAUAUGAUUUUUUUUCAGCUUUGGUUUAUGCUGUAGCCUAAUGAUACAUUGUGAAAUAGGGUUUUUGUGUGUUCAUUAAGAUGAAUGUGUUAAGCAGUCUAUAGAAAUAUUUAGUUUUGUAUUGAUCACUUUAAUUUAUUGCUUUGUUUUAUUGAAGUUAUGUACAUAUUGUUGAAAACAGUAAAAAAAAAGUAUGAUUUAAAAGGACAGUAUAACGGUGUCAGUAAUAUUGUGUUUAUAGGCAUGGUGCUGGCCUAGCCAGUGGGGUGGUGGUAACGAUUAGAAAGUAAAGUGAAACCCUAAAACAAGUCCAUGUAGGCUUGCGAUGUGACAGCUAUUUCUUCAGGACGUUAUAUUUAAAACGAAAUCGGUGGUAAGAUACAAUGUAAUAAAAUACAGCCUCUAUGGUUA
Molecule: messenger RNA, 5249 nt
Organism: Oncorhynchus masou masou (cherry salmon)
Lineage: Eukaryota; Metazoa; Chordata; Actinopteri; Salmoniformes; Salmonidae
Product: homeobox protein Dlx1a-like
Exons: 4
Coding region: 3061-3828 (255 amino acids)
Biological process (GO): embryo development; negative regulation of transcription by RNA polymerase II; cell differentiation
Molecular function (GO): DNA-binding transcription factor activity, RNA polymerase II-specific; RNA polymerase II cis-regulatory region sequence-specific DNA binding
Source: RefSeq, a predicted model, not a curated record